Messenger RNA from Aspergillus terreus NIH2624, 522 nucleotides. Its product is annotated as DUF5321 domain-containing protein. Lineage: Eukaryota; Fungi; Ascomycota; Eurotiomycetes; Eurotiales; Aspergillaceae. The record is from RefSeq and is a predicted model, not a curated record. Bases 1 to 522 code for a protein of 173 amino acids. The transcript is spliced from 2 exons.
AUGCCACGAUUAGCGCAGGCCUCAGUAUGGACGUCGAUGAUUCCGAAAUUCCUCCGAAAUCGCGGAGCCAAGGGCGCGCAGACCGAUACUCCCAAGUCCAAGGAAUGGAACCCGGCGAGCUUCUACAUUAUCAUCUUCGUCCUGAUCGGAUCGCAAGCCAUCCGGAUGAUUGCGCUCAAGAACGAUUAUGCUGCGUACACGAGGACGACGGAUGCUAAGAUCCUGCUUCUGCGGGAGAUCAUCGAGAAGGUGAAGGCCGGUGAGAAGGUAGAUGUGGAGCGGUUAUUGGGGACGGGCGACGAGGCGAAGGAAAGAGAAUGGGAGGAAGUUCUCCGGGAAAUUGAAGAGGAAGACUCGUUGUGGCAUAAGAAGUCUAAGGAGUCGGAAACCAAGGAGAAUCCAGCGCCUCAGCCGGAGCCGAAGGAGGAACUCAAGAAAGAUACGGUGGUUCCCGCAGUUGGAUCUGGAACUGAAGAACCUCCCAAAGACGGCAAGACAAAACGCAAACUCAACUUCUUCUGA